UUCUCCAUUUUCGGCACGCAGUUGGCGCUUCCUGAUUUUCUCCCAUGUUUUCCCAGUUUACGAGGCGGCUUCAGGACAGUCUAGAGGCGGUAGAACACAUUGCGGUAUCAGGGGUCUCCCCAGUUGCUGGCAGUACCCCACAUCGUACGGGAAGCGCUGAAACUGGCAAGCAAACAUCCGCUUCCAGUCAUGGUCAUUCCUCAGACAAUUCCUGUGGCGCAUCGUCUACGUCUUUGGCUGAGGAUUCGCUCUCUGGCUUUCGGCGCUCGAUGUCUUCGCAACGUCCAGCAUCACCUUCCCCUCCCACUCAUGUUAAUGCGCCACCCCGGACAACUGGAAGCAAUAAAGAGCCCGAAGCUCACGCGUGCAAGUCCUCCAAUCACUUCUCCACUGGCGGAGGCGAGGGAAGCACAGGAUUUUGCCAGAGCAGACCAGUCUCAAGAAACCGACCCACUUCAAGUACCUUUACCCACUUCUCCACCACCCGAAGUUGACUCUCCAACUCCCAUCGCUCCCGUUGCUCCCAUUCCAGUACCAGCAGACCCUCUCACUCCCAGUUUAGCUGCAGCUGAGCUUCACUCCCCGUGUCCACGGCCACACUCGCAACUCCAGUCGAUUAUUCCCCUAUCCUCCCUCGCGGAGUAUCCUACGAGCUCGUCUCCUACUCAGUGGAGCACGGGAAACACUAGUGACCAAUUGUAUGGCGCCUCUUUUCAGGCUGAUGGGAUGGCGCCGAAACCUUCAGAUAUUGUGGAAUCUGUGCCUUCAGAGGGAGGGGAAAUCAGCACAGAGCCCGUAGAAUCCAUGGUAGCGCUUUUGGAAAGUUCUGAUCAGAUUCAAACGGAACUUCAUGAUGGGACUUCUUCAAAUCUGACUGAUGAUAGACUUCAGGUUGUAGAAAAGCGUUUCUCUGACAUGGCAUCUUCUUUCAAACGAUUGCAAGCGGAAAGACAUGCGGCAGACAAGCUCCUGAAAUCGUUCUCCCCUUCACUUGCGAUAUCUGACUUAACAGGUCUGGCAGCUUUUCUCGCCAACCUGAUGUCUGCUGCGGAUGAUGCAGCAGCAGACAUCAGGGAACUGACGGAGAAGCUCAGAAUCCAGGCGGAGCGAAUGGAAGAGCUACGGGACACUCAUAGUUUGGAGGGGAUAUCUCGUUCUGAGCAGGUUGAUCUCCUUCAACGUCAGCAGAAGGAAGCCGAGGCCUUGUUAGCUGCAUCCCAAUCGGCUGCUGCUGGCUCUAUUGCGGAGCUCGAGACACUUCGCAAGAAGGGGAGAGACGAUCUGGCAGCUGUUCAGGGCGAGCUGGAGAAGGCGCGGAAGAUGAUUAAAGAAGAAGAGGAGAAGCGAGUCAAGGCCAUCAGUCUGUUGAAGACAGUGCGCACCAAAUUGGUAAACACUGAAAAAGAACUUGAAGAGGCAAACCAAGAACGAACACGCUUGAAAGAGGAUGGCAUUAAACUCCGCGACAAGGAAAAGUCAGAGCGAGAAAGGCUCGAAGCUGAAAUUCAGAAACUCAAGGAUGAAAAGGCGAAGGAAUCGGCGAGGCUGUGGACCCAAUUUGAGGCAGAUCUAGCCAAUCAGCGCCUGAAGAUGGAGAAGGAAAUGUCCGCGAAGCAGAGCCAACUAGAGCUUCAAAUCAUAAACCUCAAGAAUUGUCCGCGCAAGAUGUCAAGAUAUCGCAAUUAGAAGCCUCUAAUAAGUCGCUCACGGUUGAGCGUAAUUCACUAUUCGAUCAACUUCAGACACGCCAAGCCGAAGUAGAGUCAUCCCAAUCCCACCAAGAAUCGUUAGAGAAUCAGGCAACCGAGCUCCGUCAUCAACUCCGCGAGGCCAAUGACAAAAUCCAUACACUCUCCGAUGAGCUUGUCGAGCUUCAGCGGCGACAUGAUGCUACUGGGCUC
Messenger RNA from Cantharellus anzutake, 1901 nucleotides. RefSeq lists its product as uncharacterized. Lineage: Eukaryota; Fungi; Basidiomycota; Agaricomycetes; Cantharellales; Hydnaceae. The transcript is spliced from 7 exons. The record is from RefSeq and is a predicted model, not a curated record. Bases 190 to 1686 code for a protein of 498 amino acids.